AUGGUGCGAAGCAUGUUGGUAAAAAAAAGGUAUUUAGAAGACUUUCUAAUAGAAGCAGUUAAUUGGAGUGUUCAUGUACUCAACCGAAGCCCUACCCUUGCUGUAAAAAACAUAACACCACAAGAAGCUUGGAAUGAAGUCAGGCCAUCAGUUGAUCACUUCAGAAUCUUCGGGUGUAUAGCAUAUGCACAUGUUCCAGAUGAGAAGAGAACAAAGCUUAACGAUAAAAGUGUGAAGUGUCUUUAUUCGGAAAACACAUGGGAUUGGAGCAACACCAAACAACAACAAAUUUUAAUUGAUCUUGAGGAAGCUGGCGGGGAAAUUAUACAGCCACUGCAACCUCCUCUUGAAAGUCAGGGGUCUGAAUCACAAUUGCAGCUUCCUGGUCAGUCCCUUGGAGAAGUUUCACCAAGUUCCUCAGCAAGUGUUUCAAUUCCAAAUGAAGUUCAAGCACCUAGCUUAGAACCACAACGACAAAGGAAAAGACCAUCUUGGAUGAUAGAUUGUGUGAGUGGAGAUGAAUUAUCUUAUGAGGAUACUACUACUCAUUUCAUUUUAUUUGCAGGCUCUGAUCCUAUAUUGUUUGCAGAAGCAGUGAAAGAAGAAAAGUGGAAAAAAGCCAUAGAUGCAGAUAUUCAAGCUAUAGAGAAGAAUGAGACUUGGGAGCUAACCGAUCUUCCUAAAGGGCAAAAAACCAUUAGUGUAAAGUGGGUUUAUAAGAAGAAGCUGAAUGAAAAGGGAGAAAUUGACAAGUUCAAAGCAAGGCUAGUAGUGAAAGGCUACAAUCAAGAGCAUGGAGCUAAUUAUCAAGAGAUUUUUGCUCCUGUUGCAAGACAGGAUACAAUUCGGUUGGUGCUUGAUGUGAAAUCGGCCUUCCUUAAUGGUGAACUACUUGAGCAAGUCUACAUUGAGCAGCCUCCUAGCUAUGUGAUAAAAGAAGCAUACUUUAAAGAGGUAGGUUUCAACAAAUGUCCAUAUGAGCACACUCUAUUCAUCAAGUUUGGAGAAGGAGGUAGAAUCCUGAUAGUUUGCUUAUAUGUUGAUGAUCUUAUUUUCAUGGGCAAUGAUAAGCCUAUGUUUAUUGAUUUUAAGAAUUCUAUGAUGGCUGAUUUUGACAUGACUAAUUUGGGAAAGAUGAAAUAUUAUCUUGGUAUAGAAGUAGUACAAACAGCUAUUGGAUUUUUUAUUGGGCAAAAGAAAUAUGCUCAGGAAGUUUUGGAGAGGUUUCACAUGAAGAAUUGUAAUCUAGUUGGGACUCCAACUGAACCGGGAUUGAAGCUCUCAAGUGAUCUCGAUGGAGAGAGGGUUGAUAGUACUUACUUCAAACAAAUUGUUGGAAGUUUAAUGUACUUGACAGCCACUCAGCCUGAUAUUAUGUAUGCAGUGUGUCUAAUUAGCAGGUAUAUGGAAAGACAAACAGAGCUACAUCUUAGAGCUACUAAAAGAGUGUUUCGUUACUUGAAAGGAACAAUAGAUUUUGGUAUUUUCUACAAGAAAAAUGGAGGACCUAUUUUGACUGGUUUCACUGACAGCGAUUAUGCUGGUGAUUUGGAUGAUAGGUGA
Messenger RNA from Prunus armeniaca (apricot), 1563 nucleotides. Lineage: Eukaryota; Viridiplantae; Streptophyta; Magnoliopsida; Rosales; Rosaceae. The record is from the annotation of a GenBank genome assembly.